Molecule: messenger RNA, 1870 nt
Organism: Chrysochloris asiatica (Cape golden mole)
Lineage: Eukaryota; Metazoa; Chordata; Mammalia; Afrosoricida; Chrysochloridae
Gene: CFAP206
Product: chromosome unknown open reading frame, human C6orf165
Exons: 12
Coding region: 2-1870 (622 amino acids)
Biological process (GO): regulation of flagellated sperm motility; sperm axoneme assembly; regulation of cilium beat frequency
Cellular component (GO): ciliary basal body; axoneme
Source: RefSeq, a predicted model, not a curated record
AAUGCCUCCCACUCAGGCAGAAAGUGUUAUAAAGAAUAUCAUUCGAGAAAUAGGACAAGAGUGUGCAGCCAACGGAGAGAUUGUUUCUGAAACUUUGGUUGCUUUUAUGGUGAAAGCUGUUGUUCUGGAUCCAAGUAAUGGCUUUAACAUGGAUAGAACCCUCAUAAAAAGUGACGUACAGAAACUUGUUAAGCUUUGUGUAGCUCGGCUAUUGGAUAGUAAAAAUCCAUCCCUGGACACCAUUAAGAUGCAAGUCUACUUUGACAUGAAUUAUACAAGUCGAGAGGAAUUUCUUCAAGAACAUCAUCGGGUUUUAGAGUCUAGAUUAGGCCCUAUUAGCAGAGAAAUUACAGAUAACAGAUCAUGUGCUAGAGAAGAACUGGAAAGUCUCUAUCGGAAGAUUGUCAGUUAUGUGUUACUACGCUCCGGACUUGGAUCCCCAACAGAUAUCAAGAUCGUCAGAGAGGCAACAGCUGCGCUUCAGAGUGUUUUUCCUCAGGCUGAGCUUGGGACAUUUCUAAGUCUUUCUAAAAAGGACAAAGAACGCCAGCUGAAAGAAUUCACCAUGAUUGUUACUGGAAUUCGUUUAUUUAACAGAGACUGUGGAAAGGGAGGCGAAGGCAUUGAUGACUUGCCAGCUAUCCUACAUGAAGCAAUCCCAGCUACCACUCAGCAUAUUGAUAACCAACUUCAAACUGCUCAGGAUCAAGCCUACCGCUAUACAGCCAUCCUUGAGAAAGUAACUCAGAAUCCACUCAUGAGUCAAGAGCUUCAGCCAUAUAUGUUAAAAGAAGCACUGUUUAACAUGCGACAAUAUGAGAUAUUUCUUCACAUCAUUUUGUCAGAUAUAAUUACUUGUGCACAAGAAGUGGAAAUGAUGAUAAAACAAUUAGCAGCCCAACUGGAACAAUUGAAAAUGACUGUUAAAUCAAAGAUUGCUGUCCCAACUUCACAAGUCUUUCCCAUUUUCAUUGCACUUUCCAACCUGUGGACUGGCUUUCAGGAUGAAACAGUUUUGCUUAGUGUCCUCAGUAAUUUAAUUACUCACCUUGAGCCUUUUCUGGGAGCUCACGAACUACUCUUUCCUGAGAAAGUAAUACAAGAGCUUCUUGAUGGAGUGACUGUGAAAACAGAUGUGUGUAGAAUAAAAGAACACAUGGAAGAUAGAGUUUAUUUGACAGAUUUCAGAAAACUAGAAUGGCUUUUCCCAGAAACAACAGCAAAUUUCGAUAAAUUAAUAAUUCAAUAUCGGGGAUUUUGUGGCUACACAUUUGCUACAGCAGAUGGUCUUCUCCUUCCAGGAAAUCCAGCAAUUGGAAUUUUGAAAUACAAGGAAAAGUAUUACACUUUCAAUACCAGAGAUGCUGCAUACUCAUUUUCAGAAAAUCCUGAAAAAUACAUUGAUUUGAUUAGAGAACAAGCUAAAAAAAACGCAGAACUAAUUCAACUGUUAGAACUUCAUGAACAGUUUGAAACCCUUAUUCCAUAUUCUCAAAUGAGGGAUGUUGACAAACAUUAUAUAAAACCAAUUACCAAGUGUGAAAGUAGUACACAGACGGAUACACACAUAUUGCCACCAACUAUUGUGAGAUCAUAUGAGUGGAAUGAAUGGGAAUUAAGACGAAGAGCUAUACAAUUGGCCAAUUUGCGUCAGAAAAUUACUCAUUCAGUGCAAACUGAUCUGAGUCACAUGAGAAGAGACAAUUUUUCACAGGCGUACCCUUCAAAGGACGCUAGUACUCAGUCCAUGCGAGAAAGCAGCACUCGAGUGCCUAAGCCCCAGAUUUACAUAGCUGGUCUCCGUGGGGGCCACACUAAAACCACCCACGGAGUCAAAGUGAACUUAACUAGAGCUGUUGAUGAAACCUAG